AUGGCGUCUCACGAAUCCAGGCGAGGUACUCGGAGAGUAAAUCUCAUGGUUGAGCCGGCGCAAGGACGUCGAGAUGGAAACUCUGGUGCUGGUACAAGUAACGUAGGUCGAUACUAUAGGUCUAUGACCCUUACUGACUUCCUUAAGAGUGGUCCACCUCAGUUUAACGAAAACGUCAAUGCUUUGGAGGCUGAUCAGUGGUUUCGAGAUGUGGAGAGGUUUUUGUACACUCAGCAUGUUCCUGAAGUACAGUCAGUGGAGAUAGUGACUUAUAUGUUGGAGGGAGAUGCUCAAAAUUGGUGGCAGGAGCUAUGUAAUACAUUGCAGGUGGAGUUAACAGAUAUCCCUUGGAACAGAUUUAAGACAGAAUUUUACGGGAAAUAUUUCUUGCAUUUAAUUUGCACUGCAAAGGAGUUUGAGCUAACGCACCUGAAGCAAAAGGAUAUGUCUGUUGCUGAGUAUACCCGGAAAUUCAAUAACUUGUGCCAUUUCUCGAAAGCUUGUUAA
Messenger RNA from Arachis ipaensis, 507 nucleotides. The record is from RefSeq and is a predicted model, not a curated record. Lineage: Eukaryota; Viridiplantae; Streptophyta; Magnoliopsida; Fabales; Fabaceae.